AUGGCAAAGGAUAAUACCCAACCAGACGUGCUGCGAAGCGCCGAGGCCACGCCCAUCGCCAAGCUCAGCCCUGCCAUAGCCGACGCAGCGGCGCUCGUUGUCGAGGGCGUCGUCACCGUGACCUGGCCGUACAGCGUUGUGAGCAAGUCCAUUGCCUUCAUCCUCGCCGAGCGCGACCCCCUGCACCGACGCGACAAGGGCCAGCUGCGAGUCGAGUUCCAUGGCGCUGCGGGCAAGGCGCUUGCGGCCUCAAGCUUGGGGGGCGGCGACGAGGUGCGCCUGAGCUUGGACGGCGUUGCGUGGGAGGAGAACCAGGCGUGGACGAGACAUCCGGGCAUUUUGGAGUGGCAGCUGAGGUUUUGCAAUCGCUUGCUGCUCAAGAUCCGGAGGGCGGACACACUUGCGGUGGACACCAUUGAUAUUGAUGCCGCGGAUGAAGAGGAAGACCAGGAACCGCUGCAGCAGCUUCGAGAGCCGAGUCCGACGCCGUCUAUUGAAAUCGAACACACACAAUUUUCAACACCGUUGCCGCGAACACCGCUCUCCACGAUACCUUCUAAACGAUUUGCGUACGAGUCGCUUGGGCCUGGCGAGUAUUCCUCUCCCGCCUUUAUCAAGCGAGCAAGAGUCUCAUAUGGCUCCCUCUUCGAGGGCGGCUUUGACAUAUUUGAUGAAGAGGAGCCCGUGAAAGAUGUCAAGAAGAAGAAGAAGAAGAAAUCUCGGUUCAGUAUGAACCCAACAGCUUGGCGAUAUACCAGUCGAUCACCUUCGCCCGAGGAGGAGCAAGAGCAACCGGAUGAAGAAGCAGAGGAAGCCGAACUAAAGCUCGAUGAUGUCGAGGAGCCUGUGGCGGAGGAACAAAGGAUCACACAAACGCAGCCUGUUAUGGUGGAUCACGGAUGCCAGACUAGAGAGUUGAGCUCCAGCCCCAUCAGAGGUGUUCAAGUCAUUGCCGAAUCCAGAUCGACCGGAAUACUACUGCAGCCCACCCCAACCCACCCCUGGAAGCAUGUUGGAGUGGACCAUGUGCUGCAAGAGCCGUCGCCUCUCUCAUUCGAUUAUGCGGUUGUCCAAGACGUACACCCUUCAAUACACGAAUCGGAGUCCCUUAGCCAGUCUGAAAUGCAUCUGCCACACGCCGGCUUUGAUAUACCCAUGGAUAUAGACCCAAGCCUACAGCCACAUGAAGGAGAUGCUCAUCAUCACCCUACGUACGAUAUAACGGCGAGUGAGAUUCAGCCGCCUCAACUACAAGAGCAUGGGCUUCACGAUGCUCAUCUACACGAUUUGGCUUGGGCUGCCGAGGCACUGGCGCCGGGGUAUCCUGCGGUGCCAACACACAGGACACACGAUUUCCAACAGGGUAGUUUUGAUCGAUCAACCUUCACCCUGAGAGCUAGCCCUUCCGAUGAGACGCAUACGCUGGUGUCUGCUGGGCAUCACGGCGCGGAAAUGCAUGGCUACGUCCAAAUUGAUGAAGCACGGAGAGCGUCAUCGUCAUCCUAUGUACAACAGGAUGGAGUAAAGCCCAAUAACAGCUAUCCUGAGCGUUACGAAGAGGAUACAGAGACUGCUACAGUGACCGCUACUCUAGGUAGAGAAGGUAGAUCCAGUCCUCCUCAAGAAGAAUCUAGUACAGACGAAUCUGAAGAGGACGAGGAGGGGGCAGAAGAAGAAGAAGAGAGCAGGCCCAAUCGCUACUACGACUGGAACACCGGUCGGUAUCAAGAGAGAUAUCCUGAAGAAGAGGAAGAAGAAGAAGAAGAAGCUGACAACCAACAAUAUGCUGGAUAUGAAGAUGAAGAAGAAGAGGGAGAGGAAGGCGAUGAGGAGGAAGGUGAUGAAGAAGAACACGAGGAUGACGCGACUGAAUCUGAAUCCGAAGAGGAAUCCGAAGAGGAAUCAGAGUCCGAAUCUGAACCUCGGGUCUUUAAUCGUUUCACGCACCCGGCGCCACCAAUUCCCAGGCCAUUUAUGCCAAUCCCGAAACCAGCCCCGGCUGUUCCCAAGGAGCCGAUAUUCAUCAGCCUCUUGUCCGACUCAGAAGACGAUGGUGACAAUGCGCCUGCCCCCAUAAAAGCUAAAAAGGAACCGAGCGAGGAGCCUGCACUUCACGAACAAGAUGAGGUUCAUGAGCAGACAAGUGAACAGGAGGACGACGUCGUCGACGAACUCGUUGAUGAAGAUGCCGAUGAGACCAUGGACGAAGAUAUGGAUGAAGCUGGAGACAAAUCUGAUAUCGAGGAAGCAACUGAGAUCAGAACGGUAGCAAGCCGAUCAUCCCGCAGAUCCAGCCGAAUAAGCCAACUGGAUGGCUGUGAUGAAGACACCCUAUAUCAAGACGAGGAACCUAACAGAGGAGACAUCAGUCAUGCGGAAAUGGAUCAUCCGAAUCUAAUCAUAUCUCCCAAAGCCUACAAGACACAGCAGCAUGUUGACAUAGCUGAAACUCUAGCUCAGGCCCAGGACGAGUCGCCAAUGGUUAGCUCUCCGCUUCAGCGCAGGAGCUCAGGGCAACGCGAACUCGCGGCUGCUAACACAGCUAAGGGCGAAGAGAUUCCUACCGUGGAGAUGCGCGGUGCUUCUGAAUCACCAGUGCCGGAGCCUAUCAGUGUCGAGGCACCGGCUGUUUUAGAGCCGAAUGACGAGAUGCCAGCAGUCAAGCAACAACAAGUACAAGAGCAAGAGCAAGAACAAUCGCCAGGGAUUGUGAAUUCUACGGAACAACUUGAUGAGCCCUCUCUACAGACCCCAGAUGUGCCGGCGGAAAUGACAGAUGUGACAGAGGCCCCGACACAGCAGCCUAUCGCCAGUGACGACUUACAUAUGGAGGAUCUACAGCCAACUACUCUGGAAGACCAGCCACCCAACGCCGGGGAAGAGGCAGAAGUCAAUGCGACCGAGCAAGACGUUGAGAUGCAGGAUGAUGCGCUACAUCAGCUCAGCGAGGAGACUGAGAUUGCUGCGAAAGAAGACGACAAAGAGGUGGAUCAAACUACCACAGACAUAGUCUCGAAGGCCACUAGGGAGCCUGAAGUGGCUGCACCAUCAACACCUUCAGCGACGCAGACAGAGCCAUCUCACUCGGUGUCUAUGGCCGUUGCAAUCCUGGAGGAGCAAGAAGUUACGGAAAAGCAGCUGCCAACUCCGCUAGAGACUCAACAAGACGACUACGAAAACAGCCCUAAUGUGGUUGACGUAGCCCAUAUCGAGGUGCCGCCGGAUGAGGAGGGUGUCAAUGAGGGCAUCGAGGAAGAUGUGGAGGAAGAUGUGGAGGAAGAUGUCGAAGAUGAAUACAAAGACGCGGACGAAAACAUGGACGAAGAAUAUGAGGAUGCAAGAGAGGAGGGAGGUGACGAUGACGACCUUGCAAUCGAGCAGCAGCUCAUGUCUGAAUUCCAGCAUUAUUCCACCCCCCAGAAGACGCGCGAUGCAGACCGUGUUGGGCAGGCUAUCUCGCAACCCCCUGACACGAUGGAGAAAAUUGAGGAGAGCCAACAAAGUCAACAAACCCAACAGCAUAGCCAACAUAGCCAUCACGGGGAACACUGCGGCCAUGACCACGGCGUCCACGACCACGGAGUCCACGAACGAAAUUCUCGCCGAGCAGACCCAGAGAUGUCGAUAACAUUGCAAUCUCUUCGGAGCCACUGUCGUGCUAAGAGACUGUCAAGUGAUAGCGCCGAUAGUUUGUCAACCGAUCCCAGUGUGUUGCUGGCCAAGGGCUCUCCUACCAUGGUGCAUCGUCAAUGUCUGCUUGGGGAUAGCGAUUACCUUCCCCAACGAUCACCACGGUCGCCUCGGAACAAGACCGAGCAUUCGGACCCCAGUAUUGCGCUUGCCAAGUCAUCGCCUCGCAAUUCUGUAUCGCCAAAGGAUGCUGGGGCAUCGGUCUCGUUGCGCGCAAGACGUGGCGUUAAGGGCUCGAUUGAUGCCAGCAUCCUGCUAGCACAAUCCUUUUCGCCUCCGUCGGAACGCAGUCCAGCUAGCCCAACGGCGUCGUUACGUGCUGGUCGGCGCAAGUCUGAUAAAUCGGAUCUGAGUGUGCAGUUAGCGACAGCCAGCCUCAACAAGGGCUCUCAACAACAGCAGGUGGCGGAAGAGGGGGAACAGGAGAACGCCUUGGAUGCAGCUCAGGACGCGUCAGCAAAUCCUCGCCGUGACGGUACGCCCGAGCCCACGGUGACAGGCCACAAUCUGAGGUCACCCCGAAAACCCGCCGCCGUAUCCUCUACCAAGACACCCUCUGUCGCCAGCUCCGUUGCAGAGGAUGGGAACAUGACAUCCCUGAAGCUACAAUUGUUGAAGAGCUUAAGAACUACCCUACCGGACUGUCUGCCACUCAAAUCCCUGCGCACCUCCUUGACCAAAACGGCCGAUAUUUUAGCCGUGGCUACCCUCACUCCGCGCCAACCACACAGACCGAAACAUGGUCCCCGAGACUACAUGCUAGAGCUGUACCUUACCGACCCCUCAGUGGCGCCCACGGGCGUCAACAUCGCGCACAUCUUCCGGCCGCACCAAGCCUCCCUUCCUAUAGUUCAGGCCGGCGACAUUGUGCUCCUGCGCCGCGUCCAGGUGGUGUCGAUGCAGGGCAGGGGAUUCGGCAUCCGCGCCGGAGAUGCCUCGGCAUGGGCAGUCUUUGAAAAGGACGACGAUGAGAUGCUGCCGCAGAUCAAAGGUCCCCCGGUUGAAGUCACGGAUGAAGAGGUUGCCUAUGUGCAGGGCCUCCGAAGGUGGUGGGGUCUUCAGGAUGACAAGACAUUGGCCAAAAUUGACAAGGCGAAUCAUAAGAUGUCACAGGCCGUCAAGGAUGAU
This is a messenger RNA of Trichoderma virens Gv29-8, 4818 nucleotides long. RefSeq lists its product as uncharacterized. NCBI's taxonomy places the organism in Eukaryota, Fungi, Ascomycota, Sordariomycetes, Hypocreales, Hypocreaceae. Gene Ontology annotation, cellular component: chromosome, telomeric region; nuclear telomere cap complex. Gene Ontology annotation, biological process: telomere capping; regulation of telomere maintenance via telomerase. The transcript is spliced from 2 exons. The record is from RefSeq and is a predicted model, not a curated record. Gene Ontology annotation, molecular function: G-rich strand telomeric DNA binding; telomerase inhibitor activity. The annotation marks the transcript as partial.